CGCCAAGCCUGUGGCCUGGCAUUGCUUUAGAUGCUGAGCACACUUCUAGACCUCCUGCAAUCUUCUGCAUUGGUUUAAGGGUUUAGUUUGCUGAUCCCACAGAUUUGUUUGACCACUGCCAAUAUCAACUCACAUCGAAGGGUAGAGCUAACCCUACAUGAAGAAUGCAGCACAUUACUGACUUGAAGCAUUUAUCUACAGUGAGUCCAUCAUCCUCCAUGGCUCGUGCAGCUGACCCCUAUCAGCAUGGAACCAUUAGGAUGAACCUGGAGUAUUCAGAGCUCUGGAAAUCCUUUCAUGAGAUUGGGACUGAGAUGGUCAUCACCAAAUCUGGCAGGAGGAUGUUUCCAUACUGCAACAUCAGUGUAUCUGGACUAGUACCCUAUGCAAAGUAUGUCAUCAUGGUGGACAUGGUGCCGGUGGACAGUUCUAGGUACAAGUGGAAUAAUGAGCAGUGGGAGGUGGCAGGGAAAGCAGAGCCACAGCCCCCCUGCAGGACAUACAUCCACCCAGAUUCUCCUUCUUUGGGCAGCCACUGGAUGAAGCAAUCCAUUUCCUUUCUCAAGCUGAAGCUCACCAACAACCCACUGGACCAGAGAGGCCAUAUCAUUCUGCACUCUAUGCAUCGCUACCAACCUCGCUUCCACGUGGUGCAGGCUGACGACCUUUACAGUGUGCGAUGGAGUGUCUUCCAGACAUUCGCAUUCCCCGAAACUACCUUCACCGCAGUCACGGUCUACCAGAACAGCAAGAUUACAAAGCUGAAGAUAGACCACAACCCCUUUGCAAAGGGCUUCAGAGAAGAGGGAACCCAUGGUAAAAGGCACAGAGCACAGAAGAGUCAAAUUUGUCCAGAGAGUUCGGUUAAGAAACUGAAGACUUCAGACAAGGAGCCAGAAUAUAGGUGCUUUUCAGAUUUGCCUAGGCUUCCAUAUGACCCUCAUAGAGAGGAAUCAGAAGGCUUGCUGCUCUCCAAAGAGGUCCCUAUGGCUCAGGAUGGCAACAUGUCUCCUUGGGAAGGGGAACAGGAUCCUGCUCACAGUCUGCACAGUGAAGGAGCAAUGGACUACAGCAACUCUGAGCAGCUAGUCCCAGGACAGGCCAGCUACCAACCUCACCACAUCCAUGAGUUCGAGAGGAUGCCUUCACCCUCCUCUUGUGUUGAUGGCCAAGUAGACCGCCAUAGUUUCGAGUCGAGAUCCACCGACAUGGCCACUGUUCCUGAGCAAGAGAUCUCCAGACCCCUGUCUACCAUGAACAUGGGCUCCACGCAGUGCAGAGCUCUGGAUUUCUCCAUGACCCACAACAUCCCUGCUUGCUCGAAAAGCAGGUCAAGCAUUAGCAAUCAUCCACUAUAUGGCCAUUACAGCACAGAGCAACCCUUAGGCCACUGGAGCGGCGCUCUACCCGGGCAGUACUCAAGCCCUGCUUACCCUCAUCCACACCAUCUCAUGUCAGAACACAGCCUGCAUCCCUCUGGAUAUCACCAUGGCAAUGUGGCUGAGUGGAGUCAGUACUCUCUCUUCCCCUACUCCUGCUGAGCAGAAGGACUGGAACAAAAAGACAAUCAGUAACCAGACUGAGACCAAACUGACAGAGGCAGUAUCAUCUGAAAACAUAAGAGGACAAGGCAAAAAGAAACUGAUGACAGAGAUACAACGUGAAGGACUAGUUUGAAUGAACAAUAGCAGACUUUGCUCAGGCAAACCACAUAAAGUGGAUGUAUAUGUGUGUGAAAUAGAUUUAAAAUGGGCCUAGAUGUGCUUAUCUUGUACUUAACUCAUAGUGAAGAAUGACUUGUUUCACUGUCUGAUUAGAAAUGUUACAACUGAAUUGCCCAUUCAGAAGAAAUGGAAUUAAUGCAAUACAACAUUGAAAUAA
This is a messenger RNA of Pygocentrus nattereri (red-bellied piranha), 1881 nucleotides long. Its product is annotated as T-box-containing protein TBX6L-like. Gene Ontology annotation, cellular component: nucleus. The coding region runs from base 165 to 1541 and encodes 458 amino acids. The transcript has 9 exons. Gene Ontology annotation, biological process: regulation of transcription by RNA polymerase II; cell fate specification; positive regulation of DNA-templated transcription. NCBI's taxonomy places the organism in Eukaryota, Metazoa, Chordata, Actinopteri, Characiformes, Serrasalmidae. Gene Ontology annotation, molecular function: DNA-binding transcription factor activity, RNA polymerase II-specific; RNA polymerase II cis-regulatory region sequence-specific DNA binding. The record is from RefSeq and is a predicted model, not a curated record.